UGGCAGGUGGAUUUGAGUUGAAACAAUGAAAAGUGCACGACAGCUGCGAGGAAUGUCCAGCAACAAUAAAUUCAUAAAGCUGAAUUACAGCAAUGCCGUUUAGUGCGUCCGGAGUCUAUGUUAUGUGGUGAAGGAGUUUAUUCCACUAAGGACAUUCACACAUUAAAGGAACAACGGAGCAUGGAAAGCCGAUCCAGUCCUCGCUCUCCAAUGCUAUCACCACGGUCAAGUUCUUCGAUAAACAACCUGCAGUCUGAAGUGAUGAGAACAAAGCUGUUAAAAAGUCGCUUGUCGGCAUGGAAGAAACAGAGCGGUACUAGAGAUCCCUUGCCGCCACCUAGGAAAAUAUCGCAAUCCACUGCACCUAGUGUUGUAGGAUCACUAAAUGAAAAAGAUGAAAAAAGCAAGAAGGCCAAGCUACCCAUAGUUAUUUGGCCUGAAUGGACUGAGCAGGACAUAAAUCAGGAAAAAUGGGAUACAGCGCACAAAGCAAAAGAAAAGGAAAAAGGGAAAAGUCCAAAUCUGCAUCCUUAUGAAGACCCUGAAGGAAGGGUAGAUUUACCAGCUUCCAUAAAAUGUAAUGUGGAUCACUGGAAGAGACCUGUUGAGUUUAUACUGGAUAAGACACCAGUUGUUGUAGACCCAAAGAGUCUGACAGAGGGAGUCGACUUGCUUUCUGUGAACGAUCAUUUGACGAACAGUGAGUUACUUCGUUGGAUAAUAGGUCAGGUGACUUGCUUGUGGAAGCAGCACUUCAAGGUUGAGCCAGUAGAGACUGUGAAGGGUGCAAAAGAUGUCAAAGAGAGUAACAAAGGAGACAAAGAGAAGGACAAAGAGAAAGAUAAAGACAGAGAAAAAGACAAAGAUGCAUUGUUAGAAGACAACACUUGGAAACCUUGGGGUCACAUCUGGCCGAAAGAGAAGACAAAAGGAAGUCCUCUGCCUGUCUACAACCCUGGAGGAAAAUACUGUGUUAGGAUCUUUUGGAUGGGUACUUGGCGGAAAGUAACAGUUGAUGACUGGAUGCCAUUUGACGAAGAUGGUAAACUUUUGUUACCAGCCACGCCUAAUGAACAUGAGCUCUGGCCUAUGUUACUGUCCAAAGCUCUCAUAAAAGUAGCUUCAUUAGAUUAUGCUGGUGGUUAUAAUGCCUGUGAGUUUGGUGACUUUACUGUGGUUCAUGCUUUGACAGGGUGGUUACCAGAAAUUAUCCCUCUGAGGUGUGGCAACACUGUUGAAAUUUGGAAGCUCCUUCUCCAAGCCUUGCCACGUUGGAAACUAGAGAACACUCCACCACCAGAGGAGAAGAAACAGACAAGCACAGAGGGUAAGAAAAAGGAUGAUAAGGACAAAGAGAGAAAAUCAACAAAGUCUGACAAAGGACAAGCCCAGUCUGAGAAAGCUGACAGAGACAACAAGUCCAAAGAUAAAGACAAGGACAAAGCCAUUCCAGCUGUAAAUCCUGUGGAGGUCCCAAAGGAGCCAGAAUUUGUUAUUUUUGCCAGUUACUCCCAUCCACCAAAUACACCAAUGAGACAUUCUGUUCUUAAAGAAAUGGCUGAUGCGUCUGAGAAACUGAGGCAGUCUGGACUGUCUCAUAACCACCCCCAUCCUGUCAUGUUAACGACAGCAAGAGACUGCCCCCUGGUUCCACCUCCACCUCCUGUACAGAUCCCACGGUGGAAGCUUAUUCGGCAGAAGAAGAAGAAGCAGCCAGUGGAGCCAGCGCUGACUCCCCCAGAGCCUCCAAAAGAGCCACAGUUCUUGGAAAUUGUGUCUCCUUUUCUUAACCAUAAAGUCAGUCCCAUUCCUGUCAGCAGAGCAAGGACCCCUGUUAGGUGGUUGAAAUUCCGUCCUGAGAAGCCAAUGGGUGAAAUACUGGAAGAAGGAGAUAAAGAUGAUGAAGAAAAGAAGGAUGGUGGAGAGGGGCAGGAAGGAACUGAGAAAACCACAACUGAGAAGAAAGAGGGAGGAACUGAGGAUGCUACAGCCAUUAAAGAGGAUUAUAAACCCAGGAGCCCAACACUAAGGCUAGAAGGUGAGGAGACCAAACCAGACCAUGACAAAGAAAGGGAACAAAUUAGAGAAAGCAAAGAUAGCCAAGAAAACCUUCGAGAUCGACCAUCCAACAAGGACUCUUUGAAGACAAAAGAGAGAGAAAAGUCGGCAAAAAAUGACAGAGGAGAAAAAGAUAAGCUACCUAAGUCUGCGGAAAGUAAGAGUAGAGUGGGGAGUAAGCUGAGUGUGAUUGACAAGCCUGAAAGGAACAAGUCUGGUGGGCUCUCGCCAAAAGGAAGAAGAAUGUCUAGGAUGGAGAAGCCUGGAGACUUGACUAAAACUCCUCCAGAGUCAAGGCGAAUGUCCAGGGUUGACAAAGGAGUGAAAAUAGAAGCAUUAAGAGAAUCACUGCACAAAGUUGACCCUAUUCGUGAGGACGAAUGCCCUGUGGUUGAUCUUGCUACCUGUGCUAUUAAUGAGGGAGACAAGACACCUGGGGAGGGUACAGAUGGAGAAAUGAAUGAUGAGAAGACUGAGGGGGAUAAGACAGAGGAUGGUGACAAGACCAAGGAAGACAGCAACAAAGACAAGAAAAUAUGGAUGGAAUAUGCUGACUUCUGCAAAUGCUUUAGACAUCUGUAUAUAUUCCACAAACCUAAUACAUACAAUUACUCUAAAGGAAACUCUGAGUUAAAGAACGUUGCCAUUACGAGCCAUGUUGGAAAAAAGUCAGGGCUCAUACCAGCUUCAUCGGUCACAGCAGCCACGCCUGCUCCUGGCAAGGCCACAGCGAUCAGCCCUUCUCCUUACCAUGGGUCAUACGGGGGACAAGCUCAGAACCAAGACCCCCCUCCACCGUUCUUGUUUGUGGACAGUUUGAAGCCUAUAGAGAUUGUGGUCAGCUUCACUGCGUUUUCCAUNGAGCAUGCCAUGAAUGUGUUUCAAUCGGUUGGCGGUCUUGUGAUGUCGUUUGCUGAUCCUCCAGCAGACAGGAAGUUUGAUCUUGAUCUUGGACUCAAGGAUCAGCCAAAAGACAUUCAAGAUCGGCAUUACAAGGUUUUCAUGAGAUGCUUACUGAAGAGCGUCCGGUUUCAUCUCGCCGAUUCGUAUGAUUUGGCGAUGCAUUUCGCGUGGAAAGCCUUCCAGUUCCAGGCCUCUCUCUGUCUGCAUCAGCGAGUCGGUCACAGGCCCCUGUCGGCAGCAGAGAUCACGAGGAUUGGUUCGAUUACAAACAAGCGCCGCAUCAAGAGCGCAGCCGCAGUACCACCCACCUGGGUCGAUCGUACCUCUAACAAUGAGGAGGAAACUGCUGCAACCAAGAUCCAGGCCACUUUCAGAGGUUACUUCCUCAGAAAACUGGCGCGAGCUUAUGUGAAAGGCACCGAAGAACACCAGAAAGUGUGGGAGCUUUUAUCCAAGGCUUGGAGUGUCAUCGAACCUAAUCUGGAAGGCUUUGCCAUUCAGAUCUUCAGACUCAUGUUCAAACGCGAUUCUGGAUUGUUCCCGUUGUUCCCUUUCUUCAAGGAUGAGUGGAGCCGGGUGGCUUACACCGACUACAAUGGGACGUACCCUGAGCAACCGCCACAGUCUUGGUUUGUAGUCUUCAGGGAAGUGUUCUUUGUUGAUGAGCCGGUGCUGAUGGUCCCUAAACUGUAUGUUAACUUGCCGACCUGUUUGUUGCGAGUUGUGGACAAUGACUCGGGUGAAGAGUUAACGAGGGUCUUCCAGAAAGUAGCACCGAACAACCUGAAAAAGAACAAGCGUGGCUACACAUUCGUCGCUGAAGCAAGAACUCCAAAUGCCAUUCUUCCUCCCGGCAAGUUCCGCUUACGUGUGAUUGGCUCCACGGAGCCCUUGCCCUACCCUGGACGGGAAGGAGUCAACACUCAUUUUGGAAACAAAGAGAUCAGGGAUUACUACAUCCCGAACAAGUAUAACAUCAUUUUCAGGUACACCGUUAAGGUACAGGAGGAUCACAUGGUCAGUCUGCAGCUCGGGACAUCUAAAUCAGAUGUCUACAUCAAACUUCAGAUUUUGGAUCACGAACAAGAGGUGUGCAGUACGACUGGUAAAAGUCACGCAGUCAUUCCAGCUUUCACUUUCUACCGUGACCGUACAGGCGAUGAAGACGAAAAACAGGGAAAACGAGGUUCCCGCCCUCCUACCUCGUCCCAACCCCGCUCGGCCAAGAGGCCUCCAUCGGGCAGCCGUAAAGCAGUAGCGUCACCUGUACAGGGCAAGGGUAGCAAGAAGAGUGGAAAGGAAUCCAGUAACUCCUCCCGGCCAGGAUCAUCGCAGAAAGGUUCCCGUCCUCUUCUCUGUGAUGAUUCAGAAGAUAAAGAAGACGAGGAGCCAGAAGCCGAGACAGAGCCGGAAAUCAAGAUACAUAAGUACAUCAUUCAGGCCCAGGUCUUGCGCGACAGUUGGCCCUUGUCCAAGAGCGCCUGGGAUUUCGUAGCUAUGCUCAAGAGCCUGGAUCGACUGGAUGUAGAUGUUCCUGCAGAGAGUGCCCCUCGUGGAGACAAGCUUUCUGCAAGCGUCACCAAAGGCAAGAAAAAUAAGGAGGGCAAAGAAAGUCGGUCGAGCAAAGGACAAGUUGGAUCAAGACCAUCUUCACAGCAGCAACAAUUCGAUGCUAGCAAACCAAACUGGACUCUAAGGGUCGUGUCUGAGGCGAAUGCGGAAGAGAUAGAGGUGAAAAAGGACACAGAAAGACAAGAUGAAAUAAAGGCCAUGAAGCUAGCGUGGGAAGCCGCUGAACCGGGCAGGGCUGCCAAGGCUCAACAAAGCCGUCAGAAGUUUUUGAACGAACAUAUGGUGAAAGUUGAUAAAGAUGCAAUUGAGGAAGAAAACGGUGACGAGGCGGAGCAAGCCGAUGAGAAGGACGUCUCUUCCAGCGAAAUACUCACGGUGACGUCACCAGUACAAUCAGAGGCAGACCAGGGCGAACUGACCCUAGUACCACCCCCUAAGGAACCGGAUCAAAUUCUUCAGCCGCUCUCUCAACCCAAGACCAUCAGAUCACGGGGUGGUAUUCCCGUGUUGUUAGACGAGGAAGAAAUCGAGAGACGACUUCUGGAGCGACGAGAGGUGGCGCGCGCUUUUAAAACACAACGAAAGGAGGUGGAGAACAGGAGAGAGCAGGACAGAAUGGACAGGAAUGCCGCUAAAGAAAGACAGUUACAGGAGGCUGAAGAUCUACAGGCCGCCUCAGAUAAAUGGCGAAGUGAAGUGAACCAGAGACGAGAAGCUUACAGACAGAAAUUCUUAGAGGCGGAAAAACAGAAAGAAGAGGCACAAGCGGCUGAGGCAGCUAAAGAAAGAGAACGAUCACCAUCACCCAGUAAAAGUCGAAAGAGCGCUUCUACAGCCAAAGGAGGGCGGAAGACUCCCUCUAAGGGAAAGAAAAAAUGAACCAUUUGAAAUAAACAUCCAAAACAUUUCAUAAAAUAUACAAAAAAAAAACAUAUUUAUAUUUCGAAACCCUGUGUUUCACGGUUAAAAUUUCCCAUAAUUAGGUCUGUCAAUUAUUUAUUUUGUUUAUUUUCUCCCAUUCCCGUGUUUCCGAUUUGGAAUACUCAGUGAAAUGCUGUUGUGACGACGAUUAUUUUUGUACAGAUUUAAGUUAUGUGUACAGGUGCUUUUAAAGUAGUUUAUGUAAAUAGAUGUGUAGCAGAAAUAAAAAGAAAGCCAUUCUCAAA
This is a messenger RNA of Orbicella faveolata, 5699 nucleotides long. Its product is annotated as androglobin-like. The record is from RefSeq and is a predicted model, not a curated record. Gene Ontology annotation, biological process: proteolysis. Gene Ontology annotation, molecular function: calcium-dependent cysteine-type endopeptidase activity; oxygen binding; protein binding. NCBI's taxonomy places the organism in Eukaryota, Metazoa, Cnidaria, Anthozoa, Scleractinia, Merulinidae.